Molecule: messenger RNA, 1262 nt
Organism: Paramecium octaurelia
Lineage: Eukaryota; Ciliophora; Oligohymenophorea; Peniculida; Parameciidae
Source: the annotation of a GenBank genome assembly
AUGGUAAUUAAAAAGACAGCCAAAAAGUAAAGAGUCUUACGUACAUCUCAAGGAGUUCUAAAAUAAUCAAAUAAGAAAGUUGGUUUUAUCAGCGCCACUGCAUUAACAUAAUAACCAGGGAAGCUUUUGAGGAGACUUGGCGAAAAAAAAAAAGGGAUGAGAGAAUUAAGAAGAAUCAAAAGAGAAACACAAAAAUAAACAAGAAAGCCAAAAGACAAGUAGCAAGAAUAACUUGAAGAGCAAGAAGAUGUACUUGAAUUACCAAAUACAUUCAUAAUUGAUUCAUUGAAAAUAUCACCUGAAGAUGAAUAAAUCUUAUCAUAAUUUAUGGUUGGAAAUGAUACUAAAACUAAUUAAAUUAUAGAAGACUUUUAAAAAGGAUUAUAAGAUGAUGAAAAUAAGAAACACCACGAAAAUAUUAUGAAUAAUCCAAAAGUAGUAUGUGUGUAUGAAAAGUAAAGAAUAAUAAAUUAAUAUUUUAUAGUGUUGCAGAAUUAAUGAAAACAUACAGAUCAGGUAAAUUGCCAUAACCAUUCCAUCUAAUCCCAAAAUUGGAACAUUGGAAAUAAGUGUUUGAAUUAACCAAACCUUUGGAAUGGUCUCCUUAAGCAAUCUUUGCCGCUACCAAAAUCUUUUCUUCUGCAUUAGAUAGAUAACAAACUGAAUAUUUAUAUUCCACUGUCAUAUUACCUGCAGUCAGACUCAGUAUUCAACAAGACAAAAGAUUAAAUGUCCAUUUAUAUAAUGCAUUAAUUAAAGCUAUGUAUAAGCCUUAAGCAUGGUUCAGAUCAAUAUUGUUUCCUUUAUGUUUAGAGAAGGAUUUUACCCUAAAAGAAGCAUAGAUUAUAGGCAGUGUUAUUCAUAAAGUAAAUCCCUUAAUUUGAUAUUCUAGUUACAUGUUCCACCUAUUCAUGGUUCAAUAGCCAUCUUUAAAGUUGCUUAGUUAGAUUUUACAGGUCCAGUUGCUGUGAUUUUGAAAGUGUUAAUUGAAAAGAAGUUUUCUCUGCCAGAACGAGUAUUAUUUAACAAUAUUUUAGGCUUUGGAUGAAGUGAUUAAAUAUUUUAUGAGAUAUGAAAAUGAUCCAAGAGAAAUGCCAGUUAUUUGGCAUCAAAUGAUUUUGAGAGUCUGUGAAUUGUAUCAGCUUAAAUCAGAUCAUAAAGACUAAUUAAAAAAAUUAAUCAAUAAAAAGAAGCAUCAUUUGAUUACCAAGGAAAUAUAGAAACAACUAAAUAAAGGCACUAAAAUGGAUGUAGAAAAAUGA